AUGAAUGUAGGGAAUCAAGGUAUAACUGUUGGGGGACGGAAACUGAAAUUACCAAAAAAGAUUAACAAUGGAAAAGCAAAGGAGAAUGACAACAGUGAUGAUGAUUUUGUUGAGAGAAAAAAUAAUAUAGAUACUGAAAAGAAGGAUAACAAAAUGAAAAGGAAAAGGGUUGAAAAGAUUGUUAAGGAUAAAAAGGUUAAUGUGAAAGGGAAAAAAGUAAUUGGAUAUGAGGAGACGAUGGGGUCUUGUAGAAUUAGUUUUAUUGAAAAGUUAAUUAAAUGCAAGGAUGUGUCAAGUAUUAACUGGUGUGAGUACAUAGUAAACUGUUUAGAAAAAAGCAAGAAUAAGUGGAGGCCAAACGACAAGAACUGCUACUUCACAGGACCUCUUGCGUUUCUAAUGAUGGCGUGUGCACACAGAGUGAUAUGUGAAGAUGUAAAUCUGCAAAGGUAUAGCCCAUUCAUCACAGAAAUUGAUUUAGAGCACCUAAGAAUUUUAGAGGAAUAUGAAGUAAGCAAGGGGAUAUUUGGAAAUUUGUGUUUAAGGGAAAAUGUCGAAGGUGUGUUUUAUGAUGAGAUGAUGAUUCAAGAAAUAGAUCGGUUGAGGAGAGUUGUGGAAUUAUUGAAAGUAUGA
Molecule: messenger RNA, 633 nt
Organism: Lactuca virosa
Lineage: Eukaryota; Viridiplantae; Streptophyta; Magnoliopsida; Asterales; Asteraceae
Source: the annotation of a GenBank genome assembly